AUGAGGCUAUUUCCGCUCUCUGCUUCCUCUUUGUCUGUUUGUGCGGACUGACUGAUCGGCGCCAUUCUCCGCUCCUGCACUUUCAGCUUCGAGUGCGCAAUAAUCCCCUCACCAUGUCCGACGACGGAAAGUUGUUCGUCGGCGGCCUGAACUUCGACACAGACGAGCAAUCCCUGGAAGAGGUUUUCUCCAAGUACGGCCAGAUCGCUGAGGUGAAAGUGAUUAAGGACAGAGACACCAUGGCUUCCCGCGGCUUCGGCUUCAUCACUUUCGAGAACCCGGACGACGCCAGGGACGCGCUGCAGGCCAUGAACGGAAAAUCCAUCGACGGGCGGCAGAUCCGAGUGGGUCACGCCGAGAAGAAGUCGGGAGGAGGCCGUGGUUACGGCGGAGGCCGAGGCGGUUACAGUAACCGGAGGAGAGGCGGCGGCGGUUACUGGGAUGCUGACAGGAGCGCCGGCUACAGCGGCGGAGGCCGCUACGAUCCAGGAGAGCGGGACAACUACUCGGCUGGAUACAGGAACCAAGGAGCAUACUACUACGGCGGCGGCGGCGGUGGUAGUUAUGGAAGCCGCCCUUACAGGGACUAUGAUUGAUCACAUCUAGAGAAGCAUUUCUUCCAGAUUCAGGAUCGACUUUCCACCUUGUUCUUUAAAAUGGCGCUUGGAACCACAGAAAGCAGCAUCUGAUGAUUAUGAUUUGCCUGUUAUGUUAAAAUGCUAGAAAACCAUUUUCACUGUUGUCAUGAUUAAUCUUGUUACCUGUUGUUUAGUCUGGAGUACUGCCUCAUGAUGGCUUUUCGAACAUAAUACCAUGUCGUUUUCUAUAUUUUUUUAAAAUUAGGACCUUUGGUCGUUUGAACGUUCAUUGCCGGUUUAUAUCACCAUUGAAUCUCUUUUCAUCAGCUCCCUUUGGAAUUUGUUGAAAUCGUUUUGCUUUCUGGUGAGAUUUUUCCACAAUUCCAUAUGGUGCAAAGAAAGAGCGCGCAAAAAGCACUUUUCCCUGUGUCCCCCAUGUGGCCGAUCCCCAAACGCCAUUUUAUCUCUGGAAUGCGAACUGCUAUUCAUAUUUUCUUUUAAUCGACCAAUUUUCAUUGAAUCCAUUCACUUGUGGGCGCAAUUAACUCAUGAGGAUGGAGUAUUUCUUUAAUUUUUUUUGAAGGAAUUUAAAAUGGCUUCACGUGGAAAAUUGUCAUUGUCUUCUAAGGAAGUGUGUUUUGGGGGGGGUGGGGAAGACCUAAGUCUGAAUGCCAGCAAUGUGCCCAGUUUGAACCAUUUCCCUGCCAGUGAAAAAUAAUAAGUCCCCUCCACAGCAACGUUUUAUGUAACAUAUUACAAGAUUUUCUGAAAGCAAACUGAUUUUUUGUUUUAAAACUCAUUUAUUGAAAACUGUAUACUGAUUUUUAAAAAUCAAUUGUCAUUUGUUGUACUUUCAUCAGCUGGCAUAGUCCUUUGAACAGAACAUUGCCACCUGGGAGACAAAUCUUUGCCAGUGGAUUUACCUGAAUAAAAUGCAGCUUCAGGAAUACUA
Messenger RNA from Hemiscyllium ocellatum (epaulette shark), 1530 nucleotides. RefSeq names its product cold-inducible RNA-binding protein B-like. Gene Ontology annotation, cellular component: spliceosomal complex. Gene Ontology annotation, molecular function: RNA binding. Bases 114 to 596 code for a protein of 160 amino acids. The transcript has a single exon. The record is from RefSeq and is a predicted model, not a curated record. NCBI's taxonomy places the organism in Eukaryota, Metazoa, Chordata, Chondrichthyes, Orectolobiformes, Hemiscylliidae. Gene Ontology annotation, biological process: positive regulation of mRNA splicing, via spliceosome.